CUAUAUAUAAAGGAAAAAGAUAUACGGGCGGGAGAGAUAACAAAGAUUCUCCACGUCAUCGUGAUGGCUGCUAAAAUAAAAUGAUGGAAACACACGGUCACAGGGCAUGGGUCUGGUGUAGCAAGAAGAAGCAAACGUCACUCUUUUUCUCCAUAACCAUAACCUCUCUUUCCUCUUUUCUCUCCUUUGGCUUUCCAAUUCAUCCUUGCCAACAACAUUAAUGGAGGUCAAGUAUCAAGAGGAGUACAUUAGGAAUUCAAGAGGAGUGAACCUUUUCACUUGCAGAUGGCUGCCUGUUUCUUCUCCAAAAGCUCUCGUCUUCCUCUGCCAUGGUUAUGGCAUGGAAUGUGGUGACUUCAUGAAAGGAUGUGGGACGAAGCUAGCAAGUCAUGGAUAUGCGGUGUUCGGGAUAGAUUAUGAAGGUCAUGGGCGAUCCAUGGGUGCACGUUGUUACAUCAACAAGUUUGAUGACCUUGUCACUGAUUGUUGCACCUACUUCAAAUCCAUAUCAGACGUUAAUUUUGUUAAAUUCUCAGAAAAGGAAGAAUACAGGAAGAAGAAAAGAUUCUUAUAUGGAGAAUCAAUGGGUGGUGCAGUUGCCCUUGUUGCACACAGAAAAGAAGCCCAUUUCUGGGAUGGCGCUGUUCUAGUGGCUCCCAUGUGUAAGAUAUCUGAGAAGGUGAAGCCCCACCGGGUGGUGAUAAGCAUACUAACAAAAGUAGAAGAUGUGAUCCCCAGAUGGAAGAUUGUUCCUACAAAGGAUGUCAUCGAUUCUGCUUUCAAGGACCCUGUUAAGAGAGAGAAGAUACGCGGGAACAAGCUGAUAUAUCAAGAGAAGCCGAGGCUUAAAACAGCUCUUGAAUUGCUUAGAACAAGCAUGGCGCUUGAACAGAGCUUGAACCAGGUGAGGCUCCCUUUCCUUGUGUUGCAUGGAGAAGCAGACAGUGUGACAGAUCCAGAAGUAAGCAAGGCUUUGUACAAUGAAGCAAGCAGUAAAGACAAGAGCAUAAAGAUAUACCCUGGUAUGUGUCAUGCCUUGACCGCUGGUGAGACCGACCAAAAUAUCCAUAUUGUCUUUGCUGACAUCAUCUCUUGGCUCGAUGCCCGAUCAUCAUCAUCCCAUGCUAGACACCUGCUGCACCAUCACUCCGCCAUGUAAAACAAAAAAUAUUCAGACUUACUUGCAUCAAUUCAAUUAUAAAAAUAUUAUUAACAUCAUACAACCAUGAACCAUCCAUAUAUAGGAAAGUACUCAUCAGAAUUAAAAAACAAUAACCAUCACCAUCCCUCUAAUUCCCUCUAUCUUUAAAAUAAAUGGAUCUCCAAACGAUAUCGGUAUUUGUAUUCGUGUGCAUAUAUGCCUAAAUACUAAUUAAGACCAGGAAAAAAACAUUAUAUUAAGUUAUUAUAUACCGUUGUUCAAAAUUC
This is a messenger RNA of Lactuca sativa (garden lettuce), 1428 nucleotides long. The record is from RefSeq and is a predicted model, not a curated record. Lineage: Eukaryota; Viridiplantae; Streptophyta; Magnoliopsida; Asterales; Asteraceae.